Molecule: messenger RNA, 2264 nt
Organism: Choloepus didactylus (southern two-toed sloth)
Lineage: Eukaryota; Metazoa; Chordata; Mammalia; Pilosa; Megalonychidae
Gene: FOXA2
Product: forkhead box A2
Exons: 3
Coding region: 212-1582 (456 amino acids)
Biological process (GO): regulation of transcription by RNA polymerase II; anatomical structure morphogenesis; cell differentiation
Molecular function (GO): transcription factor binding; DNA-binding transcription factor activity, RNA polymerase II-specific; RNA polymerase II cis-regulatory region sequence-specific DNA binding
Source: RefSeq, a predicted model, not a curated record
GAGACUCAUCUCGGCCUCCCAACUGUCGGCUGCAGCCGGCGGGGCUGCGUGUCCCCGGCGCCCAGACAGCGCUGCCGCCAGCCUGUGGCCGGGGGCCGGGCUCGGGGGAAGCAGAGGCCGCGGUGGCCGGACCACGCGCCUCCUGGGGCCGCCCCAGGCCUUAGCUGGAACCGGGAGGGACCUCCCGGAGCUGCCGCAGGCGCGUUAAAGUAUGCUGGGAGCCGUGAAGAUGGAAGGGCACGAGCCGUCCGACUGGAGCAGCUACUACGCCGAGCCGGAGGGCUACUCCUCGGUGAGCAACAUGAACGCCGGCCUGGGGAUGAACGGGAUGAACACGUACAUGAGCAUGUCGGCGGCCGCCAUGGGCAGCGGCUCGGGCAACAUGAGCGCCGGCUCGAUGAACAUGUCGUCGUACGUGGGCGCGGGCAUGAGCCCGUCCCUGGCCGGCAUGUCUCCCGGCGCGGGCGCCAUGGCUGGCAUGGGCGGCUCGGCCGGGGCGGCCGGCGUGGCGGGCAUGGGGCAGCACCUGAGCCCGAGCCUGAGCCCGCUCGGGGGGCAGGCGGCCGGCGCCAUGAGCGGCCUGGCCCCCUACGCCAACAUGAACUCCAUGAGCCCCAUGUACGGGCAGGCGGGCCUGAGCCGCGCGCGCGACCCCAAGACGUACCGGCGCAGCUACACGCACGCCAAGCCCCCCUACUCCUACAUCUCCCUCAUCACCAUGGCCAUCCAGCAGAGCCCCAACAAGAUGCUGACGCUGAGCGAGAUCUACCAAUGGAUCAUGGACCUCUUCCCCUUCUACCGGCAGAACCAGCAGCGCUGGCAGAACUCCAUCCGCCACUCGCUCUCCUUCAACGACUGCUUCCUCAAGGUGCCCCGCUCGCCCGACAAGCCCGGCAAGGGCUCCUUCUGGACCCUGCACCCCGACUCGGGCAACAUGUUCGAGAACGGCUGCUACCUGCGCCGCCAGAAGCGCUUCAAGUGCGAGAAGCAGCUGGCCCUGAAGGAGGCUGCGGGCGCCUCGGGCGGCGGCAAGAAGGCGGCCGCUGGGGCGCAGGUCUCACAGGGGCAGCUCGGGGAGGCCGCCGGGGCAGCCUCCGAGACUCCGGCCGGCACCGAGUCGCCGCACUCGAGUGCCUCCCCGUGCCAAGAGCACAAGCGAGGGGCCCUAGGGGAGCUGAAGGGGCCGCCGACCGCGGCGCUGAGCCCCCCGGAGGCUGCGCCCUCGCCCGCGCAGCAGCAGGCCGCGGCCCACCUCCUGGGGCCGCCCCACCACCCGGGCCUGCCCCCCGAGGCCCACCUGAAGCCCGAGCACCACUACGCCUUCAACCACCCGUUCUCCAUCAACAACCUCAUGUCCUCGGAGCAACAGCACCACCACAGCCACCACCACCACCAGCCCCACAAAAUGGACCUCAAGGCCUAUGAACAGGUGAUGCACUACCCCGGCUACGGCUCCCCCAUGCCCGGCAGCCUGGCCAUGGGCCCCGUCACGAACAAAGCGGGGCUGGACGCCUCGCCCCUGGCCGCAGACACCUCCUACUACCAGGGGAUGUACUCCCGGCCCAUUAUGAACUCGUCUUAAGAAGAUGGGCUGCUGACCCGGCUGGCUCCACAGCCCAGGAGAAAGGACAAGGAGAGGGGGGGAGCUGGGGUCUUGACUUUGGGAAGGGGGUGUUGGAGGGACGGAAGGGGGGAGAAAUCCAUUCAUUACCCCCACCCCCACCCAGGACAGCGGUCUCCCCCCACCCUCUGCAGCCCUUCCCUCCCAGCACGGGCCACACUGAGCCUACCAUUCUCUAUAAGGAGGAGAAGGCAAAGAGAAACCGGAGAAAAGAAAAGGAAAACAAAAAGCCUCCGGUUUCCACCACUGUGUAGACUCCUGCUGCUCCAAGCACCUGCAGAUUCCAAUUUCUUUUGUUGUUGUGGCGGUUCUCAUUGCUAUUGUCGCAGGGAAGUCUUACUUUAAAAUAAUUUCUUUGUGUGUGAGUGACUUGGUGUAAAACCAUGUAGUUUUAAGAGAUCCAGAGAGUUGUACUAUUGUUCAAAAAAAGAGGGGAAAAUGAUGUAAAGGUCUGCUGUAAAUGACCAGAAAAAGAAAAAAAAAAAAUGCAUUCCCAUUCUGGACAUGGUGAAAUCCAGGUCUCGGGUCUGAUUAAUUUAUCGUUUCUGUGUGCUUUAUUUAUGGCUUAUAAAUGUGUAUUCUGGCUGGGGCCGGAGUUCCACAAAUCUAUAUUAAAGUGUUAUUGCCAGUUUUACCCCUUCAA